AUGAGGAGAUUACCUCAUGACAUAAGACACGAAAUGGAGGCGAGUACUAACGUUGCUAAUUUAUCAACGCUAUUUACGUACAGAUUAUUCGCGGUGCAGGACAUCACGUCUAUGCUGAUUCUCCAACUUCUUUCAAUGAAGGUAGCAUCCUGUCAUGAAUUGUGUAUACACUCUAGCCCGUUUGCGGCGGCUGCGCAAAUCGCCUAUUACUUCAAAACCAUGGUCAACUCUCAUCCCAUCUAUGGUGCUGACACGGAGGGAUCAUUCUAUGAUGAGAACGUACCAGAAUUCAUAAUGAAGAGGCUUGGGACCAUUUUGGAUGAAACCAAAGAGCUCAACGGAGGAAAAGAGAUUAGGGGAGUUACCACUGUCUAUCUUUACUUCGGUAUGUAUGGAGCAUCUUUUGCAUGA
Molecule: messenger RNA, 411 nt
Organism: Cylicocyclus nassatus
Lineage: Eukaryota; Metazoa; Nematoda; Chromadorea; Rhabditida; Strongylidae
Source: the annotation of a GenBank genome assembly